GAAGUACAGUUCCACGCUCGGCUCCCUGUCUUAUCUUCCGGUAUAGAGAAGAAUCAUGGCUGCAGAAGGGGAUGUGGAGCUGGAGCUAGAAACAGAGGAGAACUGCAGUGAGCGGCCGGCGGAUAAACCCCGCAAACAUGACAGCGGGGCGGCGGACCUGGAGAGGGUCACCGACUAUGCGGAGGAGAAGGAGAUCCAGAGCUCCAACCUGGAGACGGCCAUGUCAGUGAUUGGAGACAGGAGGUCAAGGGAGCAAAAAGCAAAGCAAGAAAGAGAAAAGGAACUAGCUAAAGUUACCAUCAAGAAGGAAGAUGUCGAGCUUAUUAUGAACGAAAUGGAGAUUCCCCGGUCGUCAGCAGAACGAAGUUUGCGGGAACAUAUGGGAAAUGUAGUAGAAGCGCUCAUCGCUCUCACUAACUGAGCCUCUAGUUGUUACAAGAACUCUCUCUUGAUGCUUUACGUAUCAUCCAGUAAAACAUAGGACUGAAAGGAGUAAAAAAAAAACAAAUCCCAACAUCUAGGCAAGCUGGGCCUUGUAGUUCCACACCAGACUCACUUCAGUGGUUAUCUAUGUAAAUUGUCGUUUCUGGGCUCUAUGCAGCUAAAUAUUUACAAAUGCCCCAGGAUUGUCUGUCAUUUGCCUAAACCAGUAGACUUGACCUUAAAUUAUUGUGUAUAAGAAUAGUGAAUGAUCAAAGUAACAAAAUUAUUGGCCGAGUGACUUUUUCACCCCCAUUUGGUAUGUUUAAUACACAAAACCAACCCAGUUUAGUUUGAGAUGUGAAAUAAAGUUCUUUUUAAAACCUAUUACGUUGUCAAUCAUCGUAUCUUAAGAAAACCGCUGCCACUAAUAACAGGUAUUGUCUGGUAAUAAGCUACUGGACAACUGGGUCCUACCAUUCCAUUGUCAAAAGGGUGUGUUAAAUUUGGUCACUGUCCUACUGUAUCUACUGUUCACUUUGCCUAAAUAAUAAACUUGCCUUUUAGAA
Hyla sarda is the source of this 989-nucleotide messenger RNA. RefSeq names its product huntingtin interacting protein K (gene HYPK). The record is from RefSeq and is a predicted model, not a curated record. Gene Ontology annotation, biological process: protein stabilization; negative regulation of apoptotic process. The transcript is spliced from 4 exons. The coding region runs from base 56 to 421 and encodes 121 amino acids. NCBI's taxonomy places the organism in Eukaryota, Metazoa, Chordata, Amphibia, Anura, Hylidae.